Molecule: messenger RNA, 4422 nt
Organism: Lucilia sericata (common green bottle fly)
Lineage: Eukaryota; Metazoa; Arthropoda; Insecta; Diptera; Calliphoridae
Exons: 2
Coding region: 1-4422 (1473 amino acids)
Biological process (GO): DNA integration
Molecular function (GO): nucleic acid binding
Source: RefSeq, a predicted model, not a curated record
AUGUCUUUGGAUUCGGUUCAUACUAUCGAGGUUCAUCGUGGUGAACUGAAAUCUAAUUGGAAUCGAAUCAAGGUAGCCUAUGAAAAUUUUUUAUCCGAUAUUGAAAAAGAAGCAGACCAAGCCGACGAUCCAAUUGAUGUAGAGUCUUUUAAGGCAAAAUACAAGAAUACGUAUACGACGUACUGUAAUUGCAUGAAGAAGUUGUCCGAAAUCUCUAGUGGGUUUCAUAGAUUGUCGCUACCCCAUCCAGAGCUGGUACUGCCCAACAUUUCUACUUCUAAUGCAGCUGUUUCUACUAUUCCUGCUCCUUCUAACUCUUCGCGAGAAUUUAUUCCUAAUUCGGUUUCUUCUGAUUCGUAUAGUUUCCACUUGCCACCUGUUGAGAUAGAAACUUUUCAUGGCGACUAUGCCUCUUGGCCCACUUUUCGAGACAUGUUUACUGCCGUCGUAUCCAACACUCGGGCAAGCAAUGUCGGAAAGUUGUUCUUCCUAACGCGGAAAACUACCGGCGAGGCCAGAGAAAUCGUUCAGAAAAGUCCCUUAACAAAUCAAGGUUUCGACUUGGCAUGGAGCAAUUUGUGUUCACGAUAUGAAAACCGACGGAUAUUGGUUAAUGGUCAGUUAAAGAUCUUGUUCAACCUGAAAGCUUCUCAUUCGGAAUCUGGCAACGCUCUUAAGCAGUUGCAAGGAGAUAUUAAUUCUUGUAUCUCGAUUCUAAAGCUUUAUAACAUAGAUGUAGAAAGUUGGGAUCCUAUUUUUGUGUUUUUAUGUACAAGUAAACUUCCGGAAAACACAUUGACACUUUGGGAGCAACAGUUAAAGGACAAAACUUCAAUUCCAAAAUGGCUUGAGUUAAAUGAGUUCCUAACUAACCGUUAUCGGACGCUGGAAUCUGUUUCUGAGAUUCGUGGUUCCAACUGUCCCAAAACAAAUGAUCCGAAAACAAAGAAUAGUACCACAUCCAAUAAAAAAGUUCAUAGUUUUAUAACAAAAUUAACUCUUCCAAAGUGCCAGUUGUGUCCGAAAGACGAACACACAAUUCGUAAAUGUCCCAAAUUUUUGGAAAUGAGUUAUCCACAGCGCCUUAACGAGAUAAAGAAGGAAGAUAAGGCAAUUUCUCGUUUCUGGGAGGUGGAGAAUCUUCAAAAGAAGAACUUUUUGUCUCCUUCUGAUCAGGCAUGUGAAGAGCUAUAUGUUCAAACGACACGUAUGAAUUCAGAUGGUCGGUACAUAGUUUCGUUACCACUUAAGGAUGGUUUUCCAAAUAAUAUAAGCAUCGGUCAUUCUAGAUCGAGUGCAAUGGCACAAUUUCUUAGAAAUGAAGCUAGGCUAAUUCGAAAUGCUGAUCUUAAAUUGGAAUAUGACAAGGUUGUUCGUGAAUAUGAAGAACUUGGACAUAUGACCAAAGUCGAUUCUCCAAAUAUGUCUCAAAAUAAUGUAUACUAUCUUCCUCACCAUGCAGUCGUUAAGCCUGAAAGCGUCACUACAAAGGUUCGUGUAGUGUUUAAUGCUUCGUCUCCUUCUUCGAAUGGACUAAGUCUUAAUUCUGUUCUUCAUGUAGGUCCGAUCUUACAAAAUGAUCUUACAUUAUUGAUUCUUAGGUGGCGAUUCUUUGAAUUCGUUUUCAAUGCUGAUAUUCAAAAAAUGUAUCGGCAGAUAUUAGUUGAUCCUAGACACACCCCAUAUCAGAGAAUUCUCUUCCGAGAUAAUCCAAAUAGUUUAGUAGGCGAUUACGAAUUGAAAACGGUCACCUUUGGAGUGAAUUGUGCUCCCUAUUUGGCAAUUCGUACCGUGCUACAAUUAGCGGAUGACGUUCGGGACACAUUUCCAAUAGCAAGUUCAAUUCUUCGAAAUUCAAUGUGUGUGGACGAUGUCUUGGCCGGAGCACAUUCAAAGCGAGAUGCUAUUCUAGCAAAAACCGAGCUAAUCCUAGCUCUACAAUCAGCUGGUUUCGAGCUGAGAAAAUGGACAUCGAAUUCCGUCGAGAUUUUAGAGGAUAUUUCCAAAGAUCAUUUAAUCUAUGAAGAUUUUCUAAGAUUCGAGGAUAAUAGUUCGGCAAAAAGUCUUGGAAUUCGGUGGAAUGCUCAUUCCGAUGAGUUUUAUUUCGAUACAAAUAAAUUUGAUUUGGUUUCGGAAUAUACCAAAAGAGAAGUUCUGUCCAGAAUAGCAAAAUUGUUCGAUCCUGCUGGCUGGCUGGCGCCAUGUAUAAUUCUUGCUAAAAUUCUAAUGCAGAAAAUAUGGAUAGAUGGCACCGAUUGGGAUGAGAGUCUAUUACCGGAAACGCUCAGUCAGUGGAAGUCAUUCGAAGAUAGUUAUCCGUUAAUCAAUUCCAUACGUAUUCCUCGUUGGAUUGGUUAUAUUCCAAAUGCUGAUGUCCAAUUCCAUGGAUUUUGCGAUGCCUCGGAAAAGGCAUACGCAGCAGCAUUAUAUAUUCGUAUAUCAACCAAUGGUGUGGUUCAAACAAACUUGAUUUCGUCCAAAACCAAAGUAGCACCAAUAAAGACUCUGUCCAUUCCGAGACUUGAGCUUUGUGGAGCUUUACUUCUUGCGGAGAUGAUUGAGAACCUGUUACCAAGUCUAGAUGUGGAUAACUAUACGGUUUCAUGUUGGACAGAUUCUACGAUUGUAAUUUCUUGGCUAGCGAAGCCACCAUGUAAUUGGCUCACCUUCGUCGCUAAUCGCGUUUCGAAAAUCAUUCAGAUAGUUCCUUUUUCUAGAUGGAGUCACGUGAGUUCUGAAGAUAAUCCUGCUGAUCUGGUAAGCCGUGGUAUUUCACCACAGGAACUGAAGAGCAGUGAACUAUGGUGGUUUGGUCCUUCUUGGUUGAAGCAUUCAUCUUCUAAAUGGCCAAGCCAAAACUUGUCCAAGAUUCCCAUUACAGAUCUCGAAGUCAAAACGAUCCGUACUCAUUUUACAUAUUUCUCCGACUUUGAUAAUCUGCUAGAAAGAUUUUCAUCUUUUUCCAGGGCAAUGCGUGUGAUGGCUUAUGUUUAUAGGUUCUUCUAUCGAACGCAUCCAAGUUUUCGUUCAAAUUUCUAUAAAGAUUCCACUUUAGUCACUAGUUCUGAAAUAAUUUCUAUUCGUGACAAACUUAUUUCAGUUUGUCAAAAGGCUGCGUUUCCAAAUGAUUACAAAGCUUUAUCGGCUCGACAAAAUCUUCCAAAAUCCAGCGGGAUUUUAAACCUUAAUCCAUUUUUAGAUCCAGAAGGUUUGAUACGUUCGUGUGGUCGAUUAGAGCUUUCUUCUGAACUGUCGUAUAAUGAAAAGCAUCCCAUCAUUAUUCCUUACAAUUCUAAAUUCGCACGAUUUCUGGUAAAGUUUAUACAUGAUAUUACUUUACAUGGAGGGAAUCAGUUGGUUCUUCGACUUCUUCGGUCACAAUAUUGGAUACCGAAAGCCAAAAAUCUUAUAAAAGCCACAAUAAACAAUUGUAAAACAUGCGUAAUCUACAAAAGGCGUUGUCAACGGCAGAUGAUGGCCGCGUUACCGCCUGAACGUUGCGAAGUUAGUCGUCCAUUUACGCAUACCGGGCUAGAUUUCGCUGGCCCUUUCGACAUUAAGAGCUAUUCUGGUCGAGGUUGUCGUAUGACAAAGGGAUACGUCUGCGUAUUCGUCUGUUUUUCCACAAAGGCUAUUCACCUAGAGGCAACAUCCGACCUCUCCACACCUGUAUUCCUAGCAGCAUUCAGCAGAUUCGUGUCACGUCGAGGAUGUCCUCUACACCUUUAUUCUGAUAACGGUACCAACUUUGUUGGAGCAUCCCGAACCUUAGCUAAGGAGUUUAUUCAAACUACACAACAACGCAUUCAAGCGAACUAUGCUCAUCAAAAUGUGACGUGGCAUUUUAUUCCAGCAGGAGCUCCUCAUAUGGGAGGUUUAUGGGAGGUUGGAGUCAAAAGCUUCAAAUCCCAUUUCCGAAAAACAGCAGGUAAUUUCAAAUAUACCCAUGAAGAGUUGUCCACACUACUCUCCAAGAUUGAAUCUUGCUUAAAUUCAAGGCCAUUUUCUCCAAUGUCCACUGAUCCAACAGACCUUUGUGCCCUAACUCCUGGUCAUUUCCUUAUAGGUUCACCUCUCCUCACACCUAUCGAUCCACAAAUAAAUGAAUCCUCUAUAUCCAUGACCAAUCGAUGGCAAAGAUUGAAACUUGUCCAUCAACACUUCUGCCAGCGUUGGAAAAAUGAAUAUUUGAAAGAGCUUCAUAAAAGAAUCAAAUGGCAAACUCCUGAACGAAAUCUACAAGAAGGUGCACUCGUCGUCAUAAAAGAUGAAAACCUCCCACCGAAUUCAUGGCGUCUUGGUAGAGUCACAAAAAUCUAUCCUGGACCAGACAAACGAGUACGCGUUGCUGAAGUAUUAACACAUCGAGGGAUCAUAACGCGUCCUAUCGUCAAACUUAUUCUUUUGCCGACAGAAUCCUAG